This is a messenger RNA of Andrographis paniculata, 2491 nucleotides long. RefSeq names its product protein DETOXIFICATION 48-like. NCBI's taxonomy places the organism in Eukaryota, Viridiplantae, Streptophyta, Magnoliopsida, Lamiales, Acanthaceae. Gene Ontology annotation, biological process: xenobiotic detoxification by transmembrane export across the plasma membrane. Gene Ontology annotation, cellular component: membrane. The record is from RefSeq and is a predicted model, not a curated record. Gene Ontology annotation, molecular function: xenobiotic transmembrane transporter activity; antiporter activity. The transcript has 2 exons. The coding region runs from base 979 to 2433 and encodes 484 amino acids.
UUUUCAUCAUCUACCUGUGUACUUGUGUCGUCGCAGUGGGAAGAAUUCCCACUCCCACGUGAGGUACUAAUGUUGAUUCCGAUCCCAACACCACCCACGCACCCAUUUGGCACGUGCCAUUCCAUCUCAUCCCACCAAUCAUCAACCCUGCCUGCCUCCUGUACCUAUUAUUAUUAAUAUAUUAUUAUUCAAUGGAUGUGUAAGUAGGCACCGGCUACCUUGCUAAAUUUAAAAUUAUGUGCGGAAAAGCAAAUGCAGCAUACAAUGUUAUUAUAAAUAAUACUAUAUUAAUAUAAUACAAAUACAAUAUAUGACCUAAGCACAUAUGUAAUUAUAAACAAAUAUCACAUGAUUUUACUAUUGUGUUAUGUGUAAUAAGAACAUAUGUUUGUAUAUAUUAUGUUCCUAUUCAGCUCUGUAAUUGUUCCGUGUGAGCAAAACUUAAACCCUAGUCCCUAGUCUAGGUCAGUUUUUGGCUGUUGUUCAGGGGCAGGUGUCUUUCUUUGGAUUUUUUUUUUUCUUUAAACAUGGGAAUAUACAACCAUUACUUGUUGAGUGCGCUCUAGGUAAAUUUUCGGCCGAACUUAAUACAUUGCAAAUUAGGUUCGACAAAGCAAAUUACAUUAGGUAAACCAUGUGUUGCAAGUGGACCGUCAGAUUUAAACCAAUAACCUUAAGGUCUAUCUUUGAUUUUGAAUUGAGAGUAUGUUGUUUAAAUUUUGCAUUUAAAGAAUAUUUGCUGCUAUAUAUUAUGAAAAAAAAAAAAUUCAAAUAGUGAUAAAUAUCUAAGAAACUGAGGUGAAUGUGCUCUCUUGUCUUAAUCUUUGUUCCAUUUCAUUUAAUUUCGAGAGAGGGAGAGACAUGCAACUAAACCACUCUCCCUCCGUUCUUGAUUUUCAACAUUGCUUGCUUUGUUCUCUGUUUCUUACAACAUUCAAUUAGGGCCUUAUUGUUCUAUCAGUCACUCCUACUCUGAUCAUGUCUUCCUCACCAUCAUCUGCCCCUCUCCUCAACACCCCCAAAAACCUUUCUUUCUCAGAGGUCAUUCUUGAGAUCAAAAUGCUCUUCUCCAUAGCCCUCCCCUUGAUCCUCACAGGCCUCCUCAUCUACAGCAAGUCCUUCAUCUCCAUGCUCUUCUUGGGCAAGCUCGGCAAAGACGCCCUCGCCGGCGGCUCCCUCGCCAUCGGCAUCGCCAACAUCACCGGCUACUCCGUCAUCUCCGGCCUCGCCUUGGGCAUGGACGCCAUCUCCUCCCAAGCCUUCGGCGCCAAACAAUGGCCCCUCAUCACCCAAACCCUAAUCCGAACCACCGUCACCCUCCUCCUCGCCUCCCUCCCCAUCUCCCUACUAUGGCUCAACAUCCGCCCUGUCCUCCUCUUCUUCGAUCAAGACCCUGCCGUCUCCACUGUCGCCGCCGCCUACCUCGCCUUCGCAGUCCCCGACCUUUUCUUCCACUCCCUCAUCAACCCUCUCAAAAUCUACUUCAGGUCUCAGAAUAUCACUGCCCCUCUUAUGCUCAGCGCUGCCGCCGCCCUCGCCUUCCACGCCCCGGCAAAUUACCUUCUCUCCGGCCUCGGCGUCCGCGGUGUCGCCGUCGCGGCGUCGUUCACCGACAUGAUCCUCCUCGCCGCCCUUGCUGCUCACCUCUGCUUCUGCAGGCUGCCUCCGGCGGCAGCGGCGGCGGUGAAUAUCCUCCGGUGUGGCUUCGACCACGAAUGGAGAUCGGUGCUCAACCUCGCCGUCCCGAGCUGCCUCUCCGUCUGCCUCGAGUGGUGGUGGUACGAGCUCAUGAUCCUCCUGUCGGGGAUCCUCGCCGAUGCGGCGGACGCCGUCGCCGCCAUGGGGAUCCUUCUCCAGGCGACCUCGUUGGUCUACAUCUUCCCCUCCGCCCUCGGCCUGGCAGCGUCGACGCGCGUCGGGAACGAGCUCGGCGCCAACAGGCCGGGGAAGGCUCGGGCGACGGCGCACAUUGCGGUGUCGUGCGCCGUUGCGGCGAGCCUGAUCGCCGCGGCGGUGAUGGUUGCCCUCCGUGCUGCAUGGGGGGCGGCUUUCACCGACGACGAGGCGAUAAUCGCCCUGACCGCCGCCGCCAUGCCGGUGGUCGGGCUGUGCGAGCUCGGGAACUGCCCACAGACCACCGGCUGCGGCGUGCUGAGGGGCAGCGCCAGGCCGGGCCUCGGCGUUCAGAUCAACCUUGGAUCAUUCUACGCCGUUGGAUUGCCGCUGGCUGUGUUUCUUGGGUUUGUGAUGAAAUUGGGCCUAUUGGGCCUGUGGUUGGGCCUUCUGGGGGCCCAAUUGAUUUGUGCUGUUCUGAUGAUUUGGGCCUUGAGGAGGACUGAUUGGAUAUUGCAAGUGAAGAGGGCUAGAGAGUUGAUUGGCAUUGGGGUGCAAUGUCAUGGGGAAGAACGAAAUCAAGUAAGUACCUUGCCAUGAUCAAUCAUUCUCUUACACUUCUCUCUCUCUCUCUCUCUUGAGCAUAUUUGAAUUGAAU